UGUUUUCUGCUAGGAAACUGUUUUUUUUCUAGUUACUAUCACCGAACAAGAAGGCUUUAGAGAAUUUCAACGCCUUCACAUCCAAUGAAUCUAAACACUUUUCAUUAACCCUUUUUUGUAUUGAAUCUUCAUCUCAGGUUAUAUCCAUUUUACUCUGACAUUUCCCUUUUUCUAUUCUUUUAUGUACGUAUCAAUAAAUAUUGCUACCAUGCAUAAAUGAUUAUACGAAUACACUGAUUAGUUAACAAGGGCUGACGAUGAGGGAGAACCAGAAGGAAAGUUAAUAUUUUUUUCUUUCGAGCAAUUACUUUUGAGAGGUUUCGAAAUCAAAAUCUUCACAGCUCUGAAGACGUAGCAAUUCCGCUAUACCCAAUUGGCGAAAGGGUUCCAACUCGAAGCUCGAGCGUCGCAAGUCUGGAGACGACUCCGAUACCAAUUGGGCAACUAUUUCGCAUAUUAUAUUAGGGGGGAAUAAUUGGAACACAGGAUCUCCUGUGUAGAGGAAAGCUAUAGCUAUUUGCCUUGGAGGAAAAGAAAUGGAUAUCAGUAGCGAGUCAUCAUCUGGUCGAAAUUCUGAAAGCUUGCCUUAUGUUCACAAGGUAGGAUUGCCUUCUAAACAGAACCUUCUGAAGGAAAUUAGUGCUACGGUAAAGGAAACUCUCUUCUCGGAUGACCCUUUACGCCCUUUUAAGGACCAGCCAAGAUCAAGAAAGUUUAUCCUUGGCCUUCAAACUCUUUUCCCCAUUCUUGAAUGGGGUAGAGACUACAGCUUGGCUAAACUCAAAGGGGACCUUAUUUCAGGACUCACCAUUGCAAGCCUUUGUAUCCCACAGGAUAUUGGAUAUGCACAGCUUGCAAAUCUUAAGCCUCAAUAUGGGUUAUACAGUAGCUUUGUUCCGCCUCUUGUUUAUGCAUUCAUGGGUAGUUCAAAAGAUAUUGCUAUAGGACCAGUGGCAGUGGUGUCCCUCUUGCUUGGAACUCUACUGCAGGAUGAGAUUGAUCCUACAAAAGACCCAGUAAACUAUCUACGGCUUGCGUUCACAGCUACAUUCUUCGCUGGAAUUACUCAAGUUACGCUAGGAUUUCUCAGAUUGGGUUUCCUGAUUGAUUUCCUAUCUCAUGCUGCCAUUGUUGGGUUUAUGGCUGGAGCUGCCAUCACUAUUGCACUUCAACAACUAAAAGGAUUGCUGGGGAUAAGUCAUUUCACACAAAAGACUGACAUAGUCUCUGUAAUGCGCUCCAUAUGGAGUACGGUGCAUCAUGGUUGGAACUGGCAGACUGUUGUUAUAGGAGUAUCAUUCUUGGUUUUCCUUUUGUUGGCCAAGCACAUUGGAAAGAAGAACAAGAAACUUUUUUGGAUAUCUGCAAUUGCUCCAUUGGUCUCAGUGAUUCUAUCAACUUUUCUUGUUUAUAUCACUCAUGCUGAUAAGCAUGGAGUUAAAAUUGUACAUAAGAUAAAAAGGGGGGUAAACCCACCAUCCCUGGAUGAAAUAUUUUUCACUGGAAAGUACCUUGGAAAAGGCUUCAGGAUUGGUGCAGUUGCUGGCAUGAUUGCUCUCACGGAAGCAGUAGCCAUUGGAAGGACAUUUGCUGCCAUGAAGGACUAUCAAAUUGAUGGAAACAAGGAAAUGGUAGCAUUAGGAACCAUGAAUGUUGUUGGUUCAAUGACAUCAUGUUACGUGACUACAGGAUCGUUCUCUCGCUCAGCAGUAAACUUCAUGUCAGGCUGCAACACAGCGGUGUCAAACAUAGUGAUGUCGUUAGUUGUACUAUUAACACUGGAAUUCAUUACUCCACUGUUUAAAUACACCCCGAACGCUAUACUUUCCUCCAUUGUCAUAUCUGCUGUGCUGGGCCUAAUUGACAUUGAAGCAGUAAUUUUGAUUUGGAAUAUUGACAAAUUCGAUUUCGUUGCCUGCAUGGGAGCCUUCUUUGGUGUUGUGUUUUCUUCUGUUGAGAUAGGACUCUUAAUCGCGGUCUCAAUAUCCUUCGCUAAAAUCCUGUUACAAGUGACAAGACCAAGGACUGCCAUUCUUGGAAAGCUCCCAAGGACUACUGUUUACAGGAACAUUCGACAGUAUCCUGAGGCUUCCAAGGUUCAAGGGAUUCUGAUUGUCAGAGUAGAUUCAGCAAUUUACUUUUCCAACUCUAAUUAUAUCAAGGAGAGGAUUUUGAGAUGGCUAACUGACGAGGAAGAGAAGCUCAAAGAAAUUAGCCUACCCAGAAUCCAGUUUUUAAUCGUUGAGAUGUCCCCUGUAACUGACAUUGACACUAGUGGGAUUCAUGCUUUCAAAGAGUUGCAUAAUAGUCUUCAGAAGAGAGAUGUUCAGCUUGUUCUAGCAAAUCCAGGGCCAGUCGUUGUGGACAAGCUCCAUGCGUCUAGGCUAGCAGAGCUGAUAGGAGAGGACAACAUCUUUCUCACUGUUUCAGAUGCUGUCAAUGCAUGUGCUCCUAAGUUGGAGGAAGUAUGAAAGUAAUAUAUAACAUUACAUUUGAUUUCCAAGAAUUUAAAGGCUUUACAAGAACUGAACCAAGAGUUGAUCCCCAAAGAGUAGCAUAUAUUUGGAAGUUGGUGUUCUAGUUUGAUCAUUUUUCUGCAACAAAAUUGUAAAUAUCUAGUGUAGAAAACAGGAUGGGAAUUGCAAGUUUGAAGGAGAACUCGAGGAUGCAAUGCUUUUUUCCUUUUCUUU
Messenger RNA from Ricinus communis (castor bean), 2690 nucleotides. Its product is annotated as sulfate transporter 1.3. Gene Ontology annotation, biological process: transmembrane transport. The coding region runs from base 537 to 2471 and encodes 644 amino acids. The transcript is spliced from 15 exons. The record is from RefSeq and is a predicted model, not a curated record. NCBI's taxonomy places the organism in Eukaryota, Viridiplantae, Streptophyta, Magnoliopsida, Malpighiales, Euphorbiaceae. Gene Ontology annotation, molecular function: secondary active sulfate transmembrane transporter activity. Gene Ontology annotation, cellular component: membrane.